Myotis myotis is the source of this 5921-nucleotide messenger RNA. It is a transcript of the gene RSBN1, whose product is annotated as round spermatid basic protein 1. The transcript is spliced from 7 exons. The record is from RefSeq and is a predicted model, not a curated record. Lineage: Eukaryota; Metazoa; Chordata; Mammalia; Chiroptera; Vespertilionidae. Bases 103 to 2520 code for a protein of 805 amino acids. Gene Ontology annotation, cellular component: nucleus.
GGGGGGAACUACCGCUCCCAGGAGGCUCCGCGCGGCCCGGGGGGCUGGACCAGCGCUGGUGGAGAGGCCUGUGGAGAGCGGCGGGGAAGGGCCGUUUCCGGCAUGUUCAGCUCCGGACCGGGCUCCGCCGACAAGUGGAGGGCAGCGGAGGGACUCCAAUGCCCAGCGGGCCGUGCGCGGGAUGCGCUUGCGCGAUACGCGGACGGGGGGGCGGUCGGGCCAUUUAAAUGUGUGUUUGUGGGUGAAAUGGCUGCGCAGGUCGGAGCGGUGCGCGUAGUACGGGCGGUGGCGGCGCAGGAGGAGCCGGACAAAGAGGGGAAGGAGAAGCCCCAUGCUGGGGUCUCGCCGCGGGGCGUGAAGCGGCAGCGCCGAGCGAGCAGUGGGGGGUCUCAGGAGAAGCGGGGGCGGCCGAGCCAGGACUCCCCUCUGGCUCCCUCUCACCGGCGGCGUCGCAGCCGCCAACAUCCCGGGCCGCUGCCGCCAACGAAUGCAGCCCCGACCCUCCCGGGCCCGGUGGAACCUCUGCUCCUGCCGCCGCCGCCGCCGCCUUCGCUGGCCCCCGCCGGGCCCGCCGUCGCCGCCCCGCUCCCAGCCCCAGGCACCUCGGCCCUCUUCACCUUCUCGCCCCUGACGGUGAGCGCGGCCGCCGGGCCCAAGCAGCAUAAGGGCCACAAGGAGCGGCACCGGCACCACCAUCACCGCGGCUCGGACGGUGGCCCCAGCUCCUGCGUCCCGGGCGAUCUCCGACACAAGGACAAGCAGGAGAACGGCGAGAGGGCCGGUGGGGUGCCCCUGAUCAAGGCCCCCAAGAGAGAAACACCAGAUGAAAAUGGCAAAACCCAGAGAGCUGAUGAUUUUGUUUUGAAGAAAAUAAAGAAGAAAAAGAAAAAGAAACACCGAGAAGACAUGCGAGGAAGACGCCUUAAAAUGUACAAUAAGGAAGUACAAACUGUCUGUGCCGGCCUGACGCGCAUCAGUAAGGAAGUCCUCACCCAAGGACAAGCAAAUAGCACGUCGGGAGUUAACAAGGAGUCCUGCAGGUAUCUGAGAGAUGAACAGCUGUGCCGGUUAAACUUGGGCAUGCACGAAUAUCGGGUGCCCCAGGGAGUACAAACACCUUUCAUGACCCACCAGGAGCAUUCUAUUCGUAGAAAUUUCUUAAAAACAGGUACUAAGUUUAGCAACUUUAUCCAUGAGGAGCACCAGUCCAAUGGCGGUGCUCUGAUCCUUCAUGCGUACAUGGAUGAACUCUCAUUUUUGUCUCCAAUGGAGAUGGAGAGAUUUUCUGAGGAGUUUCUUGCUUUGACAUUCAGUGAAAAUGAGAAAAAUGCCGCUUACUAUGCUUUAGCAAUAGUGCACGGGGCGGCUGCUUAUCUCCCGGACUUCUUGGACUAUUUUGCUUUCAAUUUCCCCAACACUCCAGUGAAAAUGGAAAUUCUGGGCAAGAAAGAUAUCGAAACGACCACCAUUUCAAAUUUCCACACUCAGGUCAACAGGACGUACUGCUGUGGCACCUACCGAGCAGGUCCUAUGCGGCAGAUAAGUCUUGUUGGAGCAGUAGAUGAAGAAGUUGGUGAUUAUUUCCCAGAGUUCCUUGAUAUGUUAGAAGAAUCACCAUUUCUGAAAAUGACUUUGCCCUGGGGUACACUUUCCAGCCUCCGACUCCAGUGUCGGUCCCAGAGUGAUGAUGGGCCCAUCAUGUGGGUAAGGCCAGGAGAGCAGAUGAUCCCUACAGCAGAUAUGCCAAAGUCACCCUUCAAAAGACGACGAUCAAUGAAUGAAAUAAAAAAUCUCCAGUACCUACCUCGGACCAGUGAACCCCGGGAAGUCCUCUUUGAAGAUAGGACAAGAGCGCAUGCUGAUCAUGUGGGCCAGGGGUUUGACUGGCAGAGUACUGCCGCUGUUGGGGUUUUGAAAGCUGUACAGUUUGGUGAAUGGAGUGACCAACCUCGCAUAACCAAAGAUGUGAUUUGUUUUCAUGCUGAGGAUUUCACUGAUGUUGUACAGAGACUUCAGUUAGACCUUCACGAACCUCCAGUCUCCCAGUGUGUGCAGUGGGUGGAUGAAGCCAAACUAAACCAAAUGAGGCGGGAAGGCAUUCGUUAUGCUAGAAUUCAGCUGUGCGACAAUGAUAUCUACUUCAUCCCCAGAAAUGUCAUUCAUCAGUUCAAAACGGUGUCCGCAGUGUGCAGCCUAGCCUGGCAUAUAAGGCUCAAACAGUACCACCCUGUUGUGGAAGCCACUCAGAACACAGAAAGCAGUUCUAACAUGGACCGCGAUUUAACUGGAAAGCGAGAAUUAGAAGUUGACUCCCAGUGUGUGAGGAUAAAAACGGAACCUGAAGAAACAUGCGCAGAGAUGCAGCUUUUCACAACCGCUUCAUCUUCCGUCCCACCUUCCUCAGAACUGAAUCUGCAGCAAGACCAGAUGGCACAGCCUGUCCCGGUUUUAAAGGUGGGAAGUAGACUGGACUCCGAGCAGCAACACAAGCUACAGGAACAUUCAAGCACUCCUGUGUGAUAUGUACAUAUUCAAACACAUUUUUUAACUUUUUUAAAUUUUGAUGUGAAGUUAUAGUUUUAUAACUGGCUUAAGUUAAGUUUUAUUGGAGAAAUCUUGCCUAUAAUUCUAUAAAAAGAGAAAUGACAUUCCACAAAUGUCAAGCAUAUCUUUUUUACACAGAUUAUGCAAAGUUAAGAGUUGUAUCUUAUCCCGUUAGUACAGUACGUAAUAGUGGGUCUGCUGCUACUUUCCGUUUCAAGGUGUGAGGUAAUAAUUCAAUCUCUUCUUCAAAGCAAAAUAACUCUCUGGAAUAACAGAUUCUUUUUUGGUAAAUUAUUCAUUUCCCUUAAUUUUGUCUUGUCUCUUGCCAUAGUUGCUGUUUUUAUGGUAGAAGAUCAGAUUUAUGGUUUAGUACUCUGUCUUUAUGGCACAGAUUCAAUUUCUACAGUAAAACGGUAUAGGUUGCAGGAAAGAGUUCUUGUAUCUUGUUCAAAAGCAAGUAAGUUAUUUAGUUCCAACCGUAAAGAACAGGUAGUUCUAAGGAAAAUUCAGUGGCUCUCUGGUUUAACAGAAGAGAAAGCACAGCACUUUCUGAUCCAAACUGUCUUCUUUGUGUCUGUUAUUUAAAGCCCAGUGGAUAUUUCAAUUAAAAAUAUCUAAAGAUGUAUAGUCCUUGCUCAUUCAUUAUCCAUGGUUCAUAUACAAGGUAACUAUGGAAAAUAUUUUGGGUAAAAGAGAUAACGUUGACUUGAUACUCUACUGUUCUGCUUCCUGGCAUCCUCACAUUUUGUGUGGAUACUUUUGCUUCCUAAACUGAUCAUGAGUAUCAAACUGAGGGAAUGAUAGCAAUCUUUCUGAUGAGGCUGCCAUAUUCUGUGCAUGACAUUUAGGAAAAUCUUCUUGUCUCCUGGCACCAACCUCUUCACGAUAAAGACCUACUGUUGAGAUCCUUCAGUUCAGUUUUAACAGUGAAUACCAGAGCUUAUUUGCUAUGACUCUGUGUAGCCACUUUCCAGUAAAGAAUAUGGCACCGACUUCAUCCUAGAGUUUCAGGUAGUCCAGUGCUUAGUGCCUGAGUAUUUAAAUUUUUUUUACACAGGCAAGUUCAUAUAGCUAGUGUAGUCUUUCUAUUAUUUUAGAACGUUAAUGUGAUACACAUUUUACUUUCUCUUAGUUAAUAAUAUUAUAGGCCUUUUGUUUAUUAAAGGAAGAGUACUCCCCACACCUAAGACCAGAUUCUUAUAUCUACCUGUUUAUAGUGCAAUUUGGAGAUUUUUUUUUUCCUGGAGGGUGAGAUUUGGAAUAUUUACAUUAACAUAGGCAAAAAAAGAUGCUGCUUUAUGUCUGUCACCAUGAAAACUUAGCUGCAUCUUUUGAAAUAUCAAAUAUGAAUUUUUCUCUAAAAUAUUCUGAAAUAGGUUAAAUCUUAUAUAAAUAUUACUUUGUGCAAUAUUGUUGUGUAGUUAAAUGCAUAUUAGCAAAGUAUAGAGGUCACUGUGUAAACCGAUAGAAAAGUAACCAUCAGCAAAUACUGCAGUGAUUAGUUAGAAUCUGUAUUAUUCCUUAUAUAUAUGUAUAUGUAUGUAUUCUCUGUUAAAAAGGAUAAAGACAAAUAGAGAAACAUUUCAAUGUAAACCAUUUAUGAAUUGGAAGUGAUGUUGGUUUUCGUUAUCUCUGUAAAUAAGGUAAUUAGAAUGGUAUGAAAAGUAAUGUGAUUAUUGCAGGGGUGUUUUUAAAUCUUGGGUAUAAAUUCUAGGGUAAAUUCUAGUUUAUCAAGACUAGUUUUUAAGGGACCUGCCUUUAAGGAUGUUUUUUGUUAUCAGGGGGUGGGGUUAAUCACAAAGUAUGUGGGUUUGGGUUCUUUCUUGUUUCUGUUUUUCUGUCCAGAAGAAUUUCAUAGAGCUUUACGAGGCUGUGCAAAGUAAAAUUCUUCUCAGGCAACAUUUGUUUUUUAAAAUAAUCAUGAAGAACAAGGUUGCUAAAGCAAAAACUUUCAUUUUUAUUUUCCUUCCUUGUCUUCCAAGAUCCGAUUUCCCCAUCUCCCACUUGCCAUCCAGCAGAUGCCACCUGUCAUCUGAGCUGGUCAUUGCUAAUACACAAGGAGUCUGUCUCCUGACAGCCAGCACUGUGUUUAAUCACUCAGGAACCAGCGGAUCUGCAAAGACCUACAAUCAAAAGCAAAUCCCCACUUUCCUUUGACACAUUCUACCCUCACCUCCAAUAUUAACACAUUAAAAGAGUAUAAAAAUGUUUAAAAUCAUGUACUAAUAAAUUCAUUGUACGUUAGAAUUGCAAUAGGAUGGAGAGAGAAACAUUUAGCUAGUAAUGAACCUGGAAACUGAGUGUCCCAUGUGAGUGAGCAUUAGAUUUUAAUAGCAUGCUUUAAAGACUGAGCAGUAGAAAAGCCCGUUUUGAGUUUCUUACUGCUUUCCAAGCCGUAUCCUAGUUUAGUGAUACAGAUGAUUGCAACUUUUCUAACUCGUUCAAUUAUUUGGUUUGGUGGAGUGAGGCAUGGAGCAAACUGGCGUCUUCUGAUUUGUAAAGUAUUGAUGGCAGUGAAGUUGUAACUGAAAUUUAAGCUGAUCUUCCUUUUUGGUAUCUUAUCUGUUGUGCCAACUCUUUGAGAUGACUUGCAGAAUGUGGCUAUAAGUUUUAGUAUUUUAUGGAGCAGCGGUCGCCAACCUUUCGGACCUCACAGACCAUCAGUGGUCCACGGACCACCGGUUGGUGACCGCUAUUGUGGAGCACAUAUUUUUAAAUGUGCUUAUGGAAAGGACCCAAUAUGUGAGUAUUUCUAAUGUCGUAACUAGAACGAUUUUAUGGUAUUCAUGAAUAAGGAUAAAAGUCUUCCCCCUGCCCCAGAAGUCAUUCUAUAAUUACACCAAGAUAUGCUAGGAGUAGGGUUAGGAUUCAAAGAGGUAUUCCAAAUUCAUAAAGCAAUAACAAUAAAACCUACAUGAGUUUCCCCCUUCAGAAUUUUAACUCUUUAAGAAGGAAUUCCUAGGCUGGCUUGUGCGUUUAUUAAUUUGCUUAUUCAGCACUUAACAAUUUGUUUCAUUGGUACUUCAUUAUUUUUAAAGACUUUUGAAAGGUGCCCUUCCCCCUUAGAGACAGUUGGAAUAUCAGAUGAUUAAUAUUACAAGCUCUUGUAGUAGGAAAAAGGAGCUUAUUUAAUAAAAUUCUUUAAAUGUUAGGAAAAGAUGUCUUGCAUCAUCUUGCAUCAGUCUUAAGAGGCAUAAAGUUCACACUUUUGCUUAUUGCCUUCCCCUCUAUAAAUAUUGUCUAGAAUGAAAGCUAAUUUAGGAACAAGACUCCAAAAUUCAAGAAAACCCUUAGUGAAUAUAUUCUUGAUCAUUAAUAUUAGCCCAUAAUAUAUUUUCAUCUGUAUUUGCCAUUAAAAAUUGGUGUUUAUGCCUUCA